AUGAAGACUAAUCUGUCUGCUGCUUCGCCUUCGAAACAGAAUUACUCGAGGGAUUCUUCAAGAGUAAGAGAAGUUGAUGAAGAGGAACCUGGAAACAGGACUAGGAGAAAGAGGGAUGAAAGUCUCAAUGGGUCAAGCAGUCUUGAGGAGCCAAGUCCUAGUAAAGUUUACCGCAUGAAGACUAAUCAGUCUGCUACUUCGACUUCAAGACAGAAUUACUUGAGGGAUUCUUCAAGAGUAAGAGAUGUUGAUGAAGAGGAACCUGGAAACAGAACCAGGACUAGGAGAAAGAGGGAUAAAAGUCUCAAUGGGUCAAGCAGUCUUAAGGAGCCAAGUCCAAGUAAAGUUUACCGCAUGAAGACCAAUCAGUCUGCUACUUCGACUUCGAGACAGAAUUACUUGAGGGAUUCUUCAAGAGUAAGAGAAGUUGAUGAAGAGGAACCUGGAAACAGAACCAGGACUAGGAGAAAGAGGGAUGAAAGUCUCAAUGGGUCAAGCAGUCUUAAGGAGCCAAGUCCAAGCAAAGUUUACCGCAUGAAGACUAUUCAGUCUGCUGCUUCGCCUUCGAGACAGAAUUACUCGAGGGAUUCUUCAAGAGUAAGAGAAGUUGAUGAAGAGGAACCUGGAAACAGAACCAGGACUAGGAGAAAGAGGGAUGAAAGUCUCAAUGGGUCAAGCAGUCUUGAGGAGCCAAGUCCUAGUAAAGUUUACCGCAUAAAGACUAAUCAGUCUGCUACUUCGACUUCGAGACAGUAUUACUUGAGGGAUUCUUCAAGAGUAAGAGAUGUUGAUGAAGAGGAACCUGGAAACAGAACCAGGACUAGGAGAAAGAUGGAUGAAAGUCUCAAUGGGUCAAGCAGUCUUGAGGAGCCAAGUCCAAGCAAAGUUUAUCGCAUAAAGACUAAUCUGUCCAAUGCUGCUUCAACUUCAAGGAAGCAUAACUCAAGGGAUUCUUCAAGGAUGAGAAGAGCUGAUGAAGAGGAACCUAGAACCAGGACCAGGAGGAAUGGAGAUGAGAGUCUUAACAGAACUAGAGGUUCGGUUUUUGUUCCAGAAACAUGCCCUGAUUCGGGAGAGGAAGAAAUGCCAGGCGUUGAAGAUGUGACGGUCCCCGAGACACAACCAGUACCCGGCGAUGUCAGUGGGGAUAAUGUGGAGUCGGAUAGUGAACCAGUGCGACCAAGACAAUCAAAUAGAUCCCGUAAAAUUGUGGAGAGUGAGAGCGAUUAUGCGAGGAGUAAUAGAAGUGGGCGCGUUACUGCUGAAAAUACUGAUACCGCAAGUUCAACAAGAGAGUCAAGGAAGUCGACAAGUUCUCAACGAAGGAGUUCUGGUAGACGGAGGGAUGGCAAGGAUGCAACUGAAAUGGAAGUGGAUGAGGUGAGUUAUAUGGAUUCCAAGCCAAGGAAUGUCCAGGAGAAUAUCGCAAAUCAAUUGGGAGGAGUAGUAAAUAAUGGGUCGAGAAGAACUGAUAAGAUGUCCUCACCACCAAUCAAGGAAAUUGCAGAGCUUAUUGAAACUCCAUCGAAGGUUCGUAAGGAACGAUUCUCCAAGAAAUCAACAUGA
This is a messenger RNA of Lineus longissimus, 1566 nucleotides long. RefSeq names its product peptidyl-prolyl cis-trans isomerase 8-like. The coding region runs from base 1 to 1566 and encodes 521 amino acids. The transcript is spliced from 2 exons. The record is from RefSeq and is a predicted model, not a curated record. Lineage: Eukaryota; Metazoa; Nemertea; Pilidiophora; Heteronemertea; Lineidae.